Molecule: messenger RNA, 7272 nt
Organism: Planococcus citri (citrus mealybug)
Lineage: Eukaryota; Metazoa; Arthropoda; Insecta; Hemiptera; Pseudococcidae
Product: fatty acid synthase-like
Exons: 37
Coding region: 164-7126 (2320 amino acids)
Biological process (GO): fatty acid biosynthetic process
Molecular function (GO): fatty acid synthase activity; 3-oxoacyl-[acyl-carrier-protein] synthase activity; oxidoreductase activity
Source: RefSeq, a predicted model, not a curated record
CGUAUUUCACGCUGUUUGCAUUAUGUAGUUUUAGCUCAGUUUUGAGAAAAGUCAGUCACUGAAGAGUUGAAAGUUGUUCAUAAACGUUUGAAAGUGACAAAUUAUUUCAUCUAACGACCAAACACCUAACGAGGUACCUACAUCAUAAAGUAACUCGUGAAAAAUGUCGCGAAAAAACGACGAACGAAACAACUCAUCGCAAGAUAUUGUAAUUUCUGGUAUUUCUGGAGUGUUUCCCGAUAGUGAAAAUGUGGAAGAAUUCAAGAAUAAUUUGAUGGAGGGAAAAUGCAUGAUUUCUCAAGAAGAUCGGAGCAAUUCGAACUCGAAAACCGGUUUACUAAAAACCAUUGAUCGCUUCGAUCAUUCAUUUUUUCGGAUCACUCGUCAACAAGCCGAAACUAUGCCGAUUUCUUCGAGACUUUUACUAGAGAAAACGUUCGAAGCAAUUUUGGAUGCUGGUUACAACCCCCAACAACUCAAAGGUAAAAAUAUAGCUGUUAUUUGUGGACUAUGGGACUGCUGUGACGAAGGAGAUCCGGUUUGGGAUAGAGGAUUCGAAGAGAACAGUUGGACAUUGGUCCAUUCCAUGAAGGCGAACCGAAUCUCUUACUGGUUGGAUAUUCAUGGGCCCAGUUUCACGGUUAAUUCAGCUUGCUCAGCAUCUUUGUACGCUAUGGACACAGCGGUUAAAUUGAUUCAAAACGGUCACUACGAUGGAGCCAUUGUAUGCUCAUCUAAUCUUUGCUUUUCGCGAGCAAAAUACUUGAAUAAUAGUCCACUUCUCAAUCAGACUGGAAAUACAUCACCUUUCAACGUAGAUGUCGGUGGUUACACAAGAGCCGAAGCAGUGGUAGUCACUUUCUUGCAAAAAAGAGAGCAUGCUCGAAGAGUAUACACAAACGUCAUACAUACCAAGACCAAUUGCGAUGGUUUCAAAAACGAAGGAAUCACUUUUCCUUCGAUUGCACAACAGAAAGAAUUAUUUAGAGAAUUCUACCAAGAAAUCAACAUGGAUCCAAAUACCGUAUCGUAUGUCGAAAUGCAUGCCACCGGUACACAAGCUGGAGAUUUUGUGGAAGGAACCUCAGUGGAAGAAGUAUUCUGUACUGAUCGCAAAAAACCGCUGAAAAUAGGUUCAGUCAAAUCGAACAUGGGACAUGGAGAAGCGUCGUCGGGCCUUUGCUCGAUAGUAAAAAUGAUUAUUUCAUUUGAAAGUGGAAUUAUUCCUCCACAUAUUGGAUAUGAAAAUCCAAACCCGAAAAUAAAAGGUUUACACAAUGGUCAUUUAGAGGUGGUGACGAAACAAACACCACUGGAGGGCACAUAUUUCGCUGUGAAUAGUUUCGGAGUUGGAGGAGCCAAUGGUCACGUUUUGUUAACACCUCAUGAUAAAACAAAGAAAGGGAACAUGUCUGCGAAAUAUGGAAUACCUUUGAUAGUUGCAGUAUCAGGAAGGUCUGAAGAAGCAGUGGACUACAUUAUUGAUGACGUGGUGAAGAAGUACGAGGAUACCGAAUACAUAAGACUGAUCCAUGAAAUUUUCAGCGAAAAUAUAAGCGGACAUCUUCAACGAGGAUUCGUCAUUUUAGAUUCUGGAAAAGAAUCCAACAGAUCGAAAAAUUUCAUUACUGGUGAAAAUCGACCAAUAUGGUUUGUAUUUUCUGGAAUGGGAUCUCAAUGGCCCACAAUGGGCCAAUCACUAAUGCAAAUGCCGAUAUCUGCUGAAUCCAUUCGAAGGAGUCACGAAACACUACAAUCAAAGGGAAUUGACUUGAUCAAAAUCAUCACAGAAGACGAUCCUUUGAUGUUCAAGAACAUUCUGAAUUCAUUCGUGGGAAUAGCAGCUGUUCAAAUUGCUUUGGUAGACAUAAUGGCCGCACUGGAUAUAAAACCAGAUGGAAUAAUUGGUCAUUCUGUUGGAGAACUAGGAUGUGCUUAUGCUGAUGGAUGUCUUACAGCUGAGCAGAUGAUUUUGGCAGCUUAUUAUCGCGGUUUGGUAUCUUUAGAAACUGAAGAAAUUCGAGGCAAAAUGAUGGCCAUUGGUGAUGGAUACAAAGCAAUGAAAGAUCUUAUCCCACCAGAAAUCGACAUCGCAUGUCACAACAGCUCCACCAAUUGUACCAUAUCAGGUCCCACAGACAUAGUAAACAACUUCACAGAGCAUCUGAAGCAGAAAAAUAUAUUCACUCGUGAAGUGGAUACGUCAAAUAUAGCCUAUCACAGUCGCUACAUCACACCGGCAGCUCCAAAAUUCAAAUCAUAUCUGCAAAAGGUUAUCCCAGAACCAAAGCUGCGAUCCAAUAAAUGGAUAUGCUCAUCUGCCCCAUCAAAUCAAUGGAAUUUGGAUGCAGUGCGGUAUUCUUCGGCCGAGUACCACACAAAUAACCUUCUGAAUCCAGUUUAUUUUGAAGAAAGCUGCCAAUACAUUCCUAAAGAUGCUAUAUUGAUCGAAAUAGCUCCUCAUGGUCUUUUAAACGCAAUUUUAAAACGUUCCCUGCCUUCGACAAUUACAAACAUACCAUUGACAUUGAGAGAUCACCCGAACCAAGUAGAAUUUCUCUUAAAUGCUCUAGGACAAAUUUACGAAUCUGGAUGUGCUCCAAAGCUUAGUAAUUUAUAUCCACCAGUUGAAUUCCCAGUCAGCAGAUCUACGCCGAUGAUUUCACCUCUUAUUAAAUGGAAACACGAUGAGCAAUGGUCGUUGGGUAAACUGGUCUCUGAUACGUCUGUAUCGGGUAGUCAAAACAUCGUUAUAAAUCCCCAAUCAGAUGGCUUCAAGUUUUUGAAAGAUCAUAAUGUGAAUGGAAUAAACAUAUACCCUGGACUUGCAUAUCUCACGAUGGUCUGGGAAACCUUCGCAGCAAUGCAAAAAAAGAAGUGUAUGAAUACUCCAGUGGUAUUUGAACAAGUACAUUUUGAACGAGUUACGAAAAUUCCUGAAAAAGGCUGUCUCAACUUCAACGUUGCGAUUCAUGUUGGUACAAAUAAUUUCGAAGUGACUGAAAAGGGUGCAGUUGUGGUCAGAGGAUUAGUUCGAGUACCAGAAAAUAUUGCCAAAGAACAAUUCGAUACGAAUCAAAUUGAAAACAACACCAAUAACACAAAUUCAUCAACACUGGAUAGUAAAGAUUUCUAUAAAGAGCUGCGAUUAAGAGGAUAUUACUACAAGAAGACGUUCAGAAGAGUUGUUUGUGCCAAUUCUGCAGGUACACGAGGUGGAAUAUCAUGGAACGAUAAUUUCGUCACAUUUAUGGACGCAAUGGCUCAUUUUUUCUUCCUUCACAUAGACACUCGUGAACUUCUGGUUCCUAUUUUUGUACGUAAAAUUGUUAUUGAUGUUGAGAAACAUUUUCAAAUGCUGAAGACAAUGGACUUCGAGAAACCAAAGUUUCAAGUUGACUUUUAUCCACAUAUCAAUUUAUUGAGCUCUGGUGGUAUCCAAAUGACUGGUUGGAAACACAGAACUAUUGCUAGGAAGCAAGACCGAAGAAAUCCGGUAUUGGAAACAUACCAAUUUAUUCCCUACAUGAAUAAUGAAAUAAUGGACCUUACAUCAGCACUUAAAAUAUGCAUGCACAUAGCUUUAGAAAAUAUACCAACAACUAAAAUAAAAGCAAUCGAAUUGUUAGAUCCAAUCCAGUCGACUGCUGACCUCACCUCAACUUCAUCCUACACAGCAAUAGGAAUUUUGAAUGAUUUACGAAACAUUCAGGUCGAAUUUAACAUGUUGAUCGAUUUCAAACAUGCAUCAGAAGUGCAGAAUCCAGUAGAAGAUAUCAAAUUCAUCAACGAGUUACCCAGUGAUAAAAAAGCUUCAAUAAUAUUCGUUUCAAAUAUUCAAGAUCAUAUCCAAAAUUUGAAUAAUAUAUCUGCUGCAAUGAUCGACGACGGUUUUAUAAUCACAAAACAGCUCACAACUAUAGAAAACAGUCAGAUCGAAGAUUUAGGAUUUGUAAUCUGCUUCAGCUGUGGAAUCAGUUCUCAAGAGAAAAUUUUACUGCUACGACACAUGCACGCGACUGGAAAUAGAAGAAACAUAACAUCAGUCGAAGUGAAAAACAAUUCAUAUUCUUGGAUGCCUCAAUUACAAGACGCACUGAAAUCUCUGAAAUUCAGAAAUGAUGAAGUAUUAGUUUUAUACGCUGAAAAAGAUCCAAUGAACGGAAUUUUGGGAUUUUUCAAUUGCUUAAAAAUGGAAGAAAAAGGAAUAAAUAUGAGAUGUUUUUUCAUCAUGGAUAAAGAAAGCGAAGAUUUCUCACUAGAUACUCCAUUCUACAAAAAGCAACUCGAUAAAAAUUUAGUCCAUAAUGUCUAUAAAGAAGGGCAAUGGGGCAGCUAUCGUCACUUGGCACUUACAUCUGUAGAAAAUAUCAAAACUGAACGUGCGAUUUGCAAGCUAGAAAAGCUUGGUGAUUUCUCAUCAUUGAGGUGGAUCGAAAGCUCGCUAAAUUCCAAUAGGAAUAAAUCAACAGGAAAACUUCUCGCUAAAAUCUACUACAGCAGUCUAAAUUUUCGGGAUAUAAUGCUUGGAUCAAGGAAACUCUCCAAUAUUGGUUCAUUCUACUACAAUCGUUCAUUAGAGAACUGCCCAGGUUUUGAAUUUUCGGGACGAGAUGAAGCAGGUAAUCGUGUGAUGGGAAUAGUGCGUAAUAGUGGAAUAGCCACAUUCGUCGAAAUGAUCCCAUAUUUCACUUGGAAAAUUCCAAAUAAUAUGUCAUUGGAGGAAGCUGCAACUAUUCCAAUCGUGUACAUCACGGUCAUUUACGCGUUCUUUCAUAAAAUGCAAUUGAGGAAACGAAGCACAGUUUUGAUACACGCAGGGAGCGGGGGAGUAGGCCAAGCAGCCAUCCACAUUUGCCUACAUUACAAUUGCAAUAUCUUCACAACAGUUGGAUCUCCCGAUAAAGUGGAAUUCAUCAAGAAAAUGUUUCCACAGAUCCCAGAAACCCAUAUUUGUAACUCCAGAGAUACGACAUUCGAAUCGAAAAUAAUGCAGUUAACCGAAGGAAGAGGAGUCGAUGUGGUUCUAAAUAGUCUAUCUGAAGAAAAACUUCAAGCUUCGGUACGUUGUGUUGCUAGAGGAGGGCAUUUCUUAGAAAUAGGAAAAUCAGAUACUGAAGUGGGAUGUUUUCUGGAUGAAAUUUCCCUUCACAGCAUCGACCUUGAUCAUAUCAUGUGGACUCAAGAUGAAGUAGCUUUACAAUUGAGGAAACAGUUGCAAGAAAUGCUCAACCUCGAGAUAAUUAAACCAAUAAAGAGAAUCGUUUUUGAAAUCCAUCAAAUUGAAACGGCUUUCAGAUACAUGGCAGCUGCAAAACAUACUGGAAAAGUCUUGAUAAAAGUACAAGACGAAGAGAAAGAACCAACUGCAAAACCAAAUUUGCCUCAAGUAAAUGCAUCACCUUUCGUAAACUGCCGCAGGGAUGGAUCUUACGUCAUUAUAGGUGGACUAGGUGGAUUCGGUCUAGAACUAGCAGAUUGGCUGAUUCUGAGAGGAGCUCGAAACAUUGUGUUAAGCUCUCGAUAUGGAAUAACCGACGGUUACCAAACGUUUAGAAUAAAUUUAUGGCGAUCGUAUGGGGUCAAUGUGGCCAUAUCAACGGAAAAUGUGACAGAAGAAACUGGAAUGAGGGCUUUAUUGCAAACAUCCGCGGCCAUGGGUCCAGUAACUGGAGUAUUUAAUGUUGCAGUGAUUCUCGAAGACAAACCAUUCAUCCAACAUAACGAAGAAUCAUUCCAAGUACCAAUUGGCGCAAAAGCAGCAGCAACAAUUCAUCUAGACCAACAGACACGUGAAAUGUGCCCAUAUUUGGAACACUUCGUUGUAUUUUCGAGUAUUUCAUGCGGAAUGGGAAAUCCAUACUUGACUAAUUAUGGUUUUGCAAAUUCUGUCAUGGAAAGGAUAUGUGAAGCAAGACGAAAAGAGGGGUUACCUGCUUUGGCUGUCGAAUGGGGAGCCAUAGGAGAUGUGGGAGUGGUAGCUGCUAUGGUCGGAGAUGGCGAAUCAUCUGUAAUUGGAGGGACUCUGCAACAAAACAUUGAAUCGUGCCUGAAAACAUUGAAUUUAUUCAUGAAGCAGCCAAGUCCAAUCGUCUCCAGUAUGAUUGUGCCUCCAAAACAUCACGCAGAAACUGAUGUCAUCAACGUCAUUGCAAAUAUCCUCGGUAUAAAGGACAUCAACAGUAUAAGUCUUACUUGGACGCUGCCAGAACUAGGAAUGGAUUCCAUACUGGCUCUGGAGCUUCGACAAGUUCUCGAAUCAGAAUUCAAUUUCUUCUUCACGCCUGAAGAAUUGAGAAAACUGACUUUUGCAGAAUUGAUGCGCUUGAAACAAGAUAAAAUUGAGGCUUCGAAACUAGGUGAUGAAGAGAAAUUGAAACUACUGAAAGAGCCCUUACUUCGGAUACCCCUUGAUAAUGGUAAAAUCAAAGAACACGUUUCAGUCGAAGAAAAUCAAACUGCUUUUAUAUUCCCUGGAGUGGAAGGUACUGCCACAUUCAUGGAACCACUGGCGAAAAAUCUUCACAUUCAAACUCUAUGUUUCCAAUACCACGAUACAGAAUCAGCAGAGUUUUUCUUGACCAAACUACGAGAUUAUUUUGCAGAACUGAUUCUGGAAAAACUCAGUCCAGACCAAGAAUUCUGUAUCAUUGGGUACAGCCUCGGAGGUCUACUAGCCAUCGAAGUUGCCAACAUAUUAGAAGAAAAUGGCAGAAGAGGGCACAUAUGGCUGAUUGAUUCCACGCCAGCGUACCUGAUUGGAGAAACGAAAGCAAGCGAAGGACAGAAAAUUUACUCAAAUGGCGAAAGUAGACGAAAAGCUAUACUUAAAAAACAAUUAUCCAAAGUUAACGAAAAAUUAAUCCAGCAAGAAACCAACGUCAGGAUAAACCUGCUGAAGAAAAAUGUAUUCAAUUAUAAGUUCUCUCACGCACCUCUCGAGUCAUCGUGCACGCUGAUAAAAAGUGCACAAAAUCAUGACCAAAAUGACUCUUCCAGUUUGACAGAAAUAUUCAGAAAUCCGUUACAAGAAUAUCAGAUCGAUGAUGCCGAUCAUUUUACAGUUUUAAGUAGUCCGAAAACUGCGGAAAUUGUGAUGGAGAGUUCGAUAUGGAAGAAAAAUUAAGAGUGGGUACUUCGAGGAGGGUCAUUCAUCGAUUACAUAUGCAACGAUUAAAAUAACUUUUAUUUGAAGAAUUUCUUAUAUGUGCAUUUCUAUUUUUGACCAAUGCAUCAUCCAAGCAUACCAAAAUACAAACAAACACUCAAUUA